Tachysurus vachellii is the source of this 3426-nucleotide messenger RNA. Its product is annotated as toll-like receptor 13. Gene Ontology annotation, molecular function: transmembrane signaling receptor activity; protein binding. NCBI's taxonomy places the organism in Eukaryota, Metazoa, Chordata, Actinopteri, Siluriformes, Bagridae. The coding region runs from base 130 to 3228 and encodes 1032 amino acids. The transcript has a single exon. Gene Ontology annotation, cellular component: membrane. The record is from RefSeq and is a predicted model, not a curated record. Gene Ontology annotation, biological process: immune response; toll-like receptor signaling pathway.
AGAUUUGAAGGAUCUCUUUGUUACUUCGUGGAUAUUCAACCAAAAUGGCCAGAGCAGAUGGAUCGCACCGACGCAUCAUCUGACUGGAUUCUCAUCAAACUUUUUUUUUUUGAGUCUUAUGAUUAAGUAAUGUUUCGGUUCCUCUCCAUGCUCCUACUAGCAUCAGCGACAGGCUGGAUGUCUAAAAAAUGUUUUGUUUACGAAGAUGAAAUUAUCAAUAACAACCAGAUCAUUCCGUUUUGCCCGAUGGGAAACCUAACAGCAAGCUGUGUGGACGUCAGCGACGUGAAGCUGGAUCUUGCCAUGGUUCCUCCUCGAGUUAACAGUCUUUGCCUAGAAGCAGCACACGGACUGGUGCUGCGUCCAAAUGCUUUUGAGCGAUUCUCCAUUCUUGAACAAUUGUACAUCCGAUAUUGUCCCGGAGCCAUUCAUUCUGGAGCUUUUGCCGGGUUGCCAAAUCUGCGUCUGAUAUCAUUUGACGGACUUGUUUUAAAAAAAACAGCCUGUUGCAGGACUUCUGUUUCAGCAAAUGCUUUUGGGCAGCUACCCAGCUUGAGCGAGCUUUUUUUUAAUUACUACAGUAUGUCAGCAAUAUCGACAGAUGCAUUUAGUGGAAUAAAACAACUCCAAACCUUGGAGUUUCAGAGCUGUGGCAUCGAAAUCCUGGAUAUUGCCUGCAAAACUGUUGAACUCUCACGAUCACUGACGUCCCUGUACGUCGGCAACGAUGACACGGUCGUCCUGAGACGCCAGCACUGUCCUCCAUUAGAGGACGCGUCGACGGCCGAACAUUUCAAAACCUUGAAAAGGAUCCGUUUUGCAUUUACAGGUCUGAAGUCUUUGGGGGAAAGCGUCUUCAAGUACUUUCCAAAUAUUUCCCUGUUAAACAUGCCCAUGAAUUCGGUUCUCAAGAAACAGCUGAUGCAGUCUGGAGUACAAAAGAUUCAGACUCUGGAAGCAAAACUGGAACAAGGUAGUCUUGGGUCUGUUUGUGAUAUUGUAUACAAUCUUUCAGUGAAAAGCCUAAAAUUAGAAAACGCUUUUGCACUUUGUGACGAUAUCGGGCUGGAAGGAUGCGCGAGACUGCGAGAAAUACGACUUGAAAGCUCUUACUUGCAAGAUAAGCUAUGUUUCAUUAGGGUCGUAAAAAAUCUACAAGUUUUGGAUUUGCAAUUCAAAUUUUUGCCACAGUUACUCCAUAAUCUUUGUGACUCACCUGAUUUUUUGCAGCUGUUACAAAAGUUUUUUAUACAUUAUAGUUUGUUAAGCAGAAUAACUAGAAGACAGUUUUAUUGUCUACAAAAUCUCCAAACUCUUGAUCUCGCCUUUAAUAAAAUCUCUGUGAUCGAAGAUUUCGCAUUUGCAGGAUUUGAUAAGUUGCAAGGUUCCUAUUCGAAGGACACGGGUUUUCUGAGGGAUAAUCAGACUUUUAAUGGUCUCCGUUGUUUGGAAUAUUUAAUUUUAAGAGGUAAUAAAAUCUUGUCAAUUAACUUUACUGCAUUUGAAGGCCUGACCAGUUUGAAAUUCUUGGACCUUCACAGCAACCUGAUUACUCGGAUCUCUGCGGAACAUUCGGUUCCGUUUCUGGGACUGGAGAGUUUGGAAAGUUUAGACUUGAAAUCUAACAGAAUCUCGUAUGUCGAUGACUUCGCGUUCAAGCAAAUGAAAAGUUUAAAGACUUUAAUUUUGGAUAACAACAACAUUUCUGAAAUUAGCAGGUUCACCUUCUUUGGUCUGGAUGGUUUAGAGUCAUUGAUGAUUGAAUAUAAUGUAGUUAACCAUAUCGAGCCCUUUGCCCUGAGGAAUUUAUCUGCUUUGCGGAAAUUCUCAGUCGGGUGUCUCAAACAUCCAUCAUCCAUGACCGCAGAGGUCGAGAUCAAUCUCGGUCUCUUGUUUGGCCGCAUUCCUAUAAACCUCACCGAGCUCAUUAUCAGCUCCUGCAGCCGCCCGAUGAGCAUCGUGAUCGGGAGCGAGAGCGCCCCUAAGCCUGGUCUACAGCUUCAAAUCUUUGGACAAAGAGUCAGUUUCCGAGACUGCGAGAAGCCGUUCUUUCUGUCGGUGGUCAGUCUUAAAGUUAUAGUCAAACAGCUUGUGUGUGGCUCACGUUUCGCUGGGAAAUACUUCAAGUUCUUGGAGAGCUUUGAGUUAGCUUCUCAGGCUAUGUCCACUUUUGACGAUCUGGUCGAUCUGAAUACACUUUUGCACCUUCGGAGUCUUAAGUUAACAUGCAUAGACCUUUCUGACCAACCUCAUCUUGGUAUCCUGCUCCACAAUCUGACAGCCCUGCAAUUUUUUGGUUUGUACACAUCCCGAAUUCCUUCCAUUAGCGAAGACCUAACUAAAGACCUGAAAUCACUCAAAUAUCUCGAUCUUAGUUUGUACAAUGACUUGAAUGUGAUUGACAACUUUGCCAAGCCACUUUUAAAUCUGAGGUCCAUUAUUAUGAUUAACAUGAUGCUUUUCUGCAGCUGUGACGACGCUUGGUUUAACGAAUGGACCAUAGACAACAGACAGGUCCAAGUUCUAACAUGGACGUUACAAACGAGACGUGCAUUAGCAUGCCGAAACAUGAACGGCAUACAAGACUUUGCUAAGUACAGUGUGUCCAGUUGCUCCCUGCAUGUGGGAUUUAUCUUAUACAUUUCUACUUCUCUCGGGAUUCUGCUUUUCAUGUUAGUGGUUCUGGUCCAUAAUCUUGCUGGAGAUUAUCUGCUGGCGUUUAUAUACAUCGCUCAUGGCUGGAUGAACAAAGCCAUCCGAGGGAGCGCUGCCAGACGCUAUCAGUAUGACGUUUUUGUCUCAUAUUCGGGAACAGACGAGUCCUGGGUUGUGGAUGAGCUUCUGCCCAAUCUAGAGAGACGAGGACCACCGUUCCUGCAGCUCUGUCUCCACAGCCGGGACUUUCAACUAGGUGUGGACAUCGCGGAGAACAUCACCGGAAGCCUGUACAGGAGCCGUCACACGCUUUGCCUGAUUAGCCGCCAAUAUCUCCACAGCAAAUGGUGCUCUUUAGAGAUGAAGCUGGCCACGAACUACCUCAUAGCCGAGCACAGGGACAUUCUGAUCGUCGUGUUCCUGGAGAAGAUCUCCCCAAAACUUCUGUCCGCUCACCACAGGCUGGCACGAUUUGUCAAGAGGAAAACCUACAUAGACUGGCCUCAGGACCCCCGACAACAGGUGGCAUUCUGGGAUAGACUGUGGGCCAAGCUCGCACCUAAGCCUAUCUGAAGCCAGUAAUCAAUCUCUGAGCUGCUCUCAGAUCAUUUUAUAUAUCAGUAGAAAAAUCUUUACUAAUGUCAACUCUUGAUGUUCAUCAGCCAGGUUUUCUUUAAAGGCUUUAAAAAUAAUGCAAAACAUUGACUUUACUUUCAGUUUGUAUUUACUUCUAUAUGGAUCUAUAUCAUUUAAUUGAUUUUAGUUUUAUUU